AUGUGUGGUGUUUUAGGUAUAGCUUUAGCAGAUCAAGCAAAUGCUGUUGCUCCAGAACUGUUAGAUGGGUGUCUCUUUCUGCAGCACAGAGGCCAGGACGCUGCUGGUAUAGCUACCUGCGGCCAGCGUGGCAGACUUUACCAAUGCAAAGGUAACGGGAUGGCUCGGGAUGUGUUUACACAACAGAGAAUGGCUGGUCUGGUGGGAUCGAUGGGCAUCGCGCAUUUGAGAUAUCCAACUGCAGGCUCCAGUGCCAACUCUGAAGCACAACCAUUCUAUGUGAACAGUCCCUAUGGUGUCCUUUUAGGGCAUAAUGGUAACUUGGUGAAUACCGGCUCCCUCAGGCGUUACAUGGACGAAGAUGUGCACAGACAUAUCAAUACCGACAGUGACUCAGAGCUGCUGCUAAACAUCUUUGCGGCAGAACUCGAGAAGCACAACAAAUAUCGUGUCAACAAUGAGGACAUAUUUCAUGCUCUGGAAGGAGUCUACCGUUUGUGCCGCGGAGGGUACGCGUGCGUGGGGAUGCUGGCCGGUUACGCUAUGAUAGGCUUUAGAGACCCGAACGGUAUCAGACCGCUGCUAAUUGGUGAGAGAAGUAGACCGGAUGGAACCAAAGACUACAUGCUGGCUUCAGAGAGUGUGGUUCUAAAGGCUCAUAACUUCAACAAGUUUCGUGACAUAGCUCCUGGAGAAGCUGUAAUCGUGCCUAAAGAUUGCGGUACCAACCCACCUGCAUUCAAACAAGUUGUGCCAGUUAAUUCUAUAAGACCUGAUUUGUUUGAAUACGUCUAUUUUGCUAGACCGGACAGUGUUCUUGACGGUAUUUCCGUUUACCAUACCAGACUUCAGAUGGGUAUCAAGUUAGCGGAUAGUAUAAUGAAAGAAAUUGACCCCAAGGACAUAGAUGUGGUUGUUUCUGUACCUGACACCGCCCGUACCUGUGCUAUAGAAUGCGCUAAUCGUCUUAAAGUUCCUUACCGCGAGGGGUUUGUGAAGAACACAUAUGUGGGAAGAACAUUUAUUAUGCCAAACCAGAAGGAACGUGUUUCUUCUGUUAGAAGGAAACUUAAUGCCAUGGACUCUGAGUUCAAGGACAAAAGGGUUUUGGUGGUUGACGACUCUAUCGUAAGAGGUACGACUUCCAAAGAAAUCAUUAGCAUGGCUAAAGAAGCAGGUGCUGCAAAGGUCUACUUUGCCUCUGCAGCUCCCGCAAUCCGUUUCAACCACAUCUACGGAAUCGAUUUAGCCGAUACCAAGCAGCUCGUUGCUUACAAUAAAACUCAAGAUGAAGUAAGUACCGAGCUAGGCUGCGAUAAAGUCUUCUACCAAUCCUUGGAGGACCUAAUUGAUUGUUGCAAAACUGAUACCAUUUCCAAGUUUGAGGUUGGUGUAUUUACUGGAAAUUAUGUCACUGGCGUUGAGGACGGCUACCUUCAAGAAUUAGAGGAAGCUCGUGCCUUAAACGCGGCUAAAAAAUGUCACGCGAAAGCUGAGUACGACAUUGGCCUCUAUAACAGUGCAGACUUUUAG
Molecule: messenger RNA, 1533 nt
Organism: Lachancea nothofagi CBS 11611
Lineage: Eukaryota; Fungi; Ascomycota; Saccharomycetes; Saccharomycetales; Saccharomycetaceae
Source: the annotation of a GenBank genome assembly